AAAGAACAACUGGAACGUCGAAGUUCUCUUAUCACGAAUUCACGACGGCAUGUCAGCACGGCGCUGAUAAUAACAUCACAGAAUAACAUAAUAAUCACGAUAUAACUCAUAUUAUUAUGAUGUUGGACCGCGUGACCGGGUUACGAUGGGUGCUACGGCGGCAAACGAACCGAAAUCGGAAAUCUCCAAUUAUGUCAAGUUGAACAUCGGUGGGUCGUUAUUUUACACGACUGUGACAACGCUUUCAAAACUCAACUCGAAGCUACGUGAUAUGGUACUGUCGGAAGUUGCACAAAAUGCUGAAACAUUGGAAUCGGAAGGGUGGGUAUUUAUUGAUCGUUGUGGAAAACAUUUUGGCACCAUACUCAACUUCCUGCGAGAUGGUUCCGUACCAUUACCCGAAACAUGUGUGGAGAUAUCCGAGAUACUGGCUGAAACAAAAUUUUAUGGUAUUUCAGAGCUGCACGAGGCAUGUGAACAGGCGUUGCAGAAGAAAAGAAACCGAAAUACAAAUAUAACAUGGGUUACGUUGAUAACGUCCCAGAAUGAAGCCCAAAAACUGAUAUCCGUAUCGUCAAAGCCGGUGGUGAAAUUUGCAAUUAAUCGUCACAACAACAAAUAUUCUUAUACAGGGGCAUCUGACGAUAAUCUGUUGAAAAACAUUGAGCUGUUUGAUAAACUGGCGGAAAAACAUAGAGAACGUGGUCUAUUCAUUAAAGAUGUUAUUGGAUCAAAUGAAAUUUGCUGUUGGACAUUUUAUGGUCCUGGAGGAGCUGUAAAAAAAGUUGCUGAAGUGUGUUGCACUUCAAUAGUGUAUGCUACGGAUAAAAAACACACAAAGGUGGAUUUUCCAGAAACACGUAUCCUGGAAGAGACCAUGAAUGUUAUGCUGUUGGACACACGAAUUAACAAGUCUGUACAGGAACAUGAACUGAUAGAAGCCACUUCAAGUUUAAAUGGUAAUUGUCGUUGCUCGUGUUUAAGUCAAUGGUCAGAUUUACAGUGGGAGAACAGUACAUCCAGCACAUUAGAACACAACUAAAAACUAUGAAACACUAACUUGCAGUGGUAAACUGUUUUGUUGCUGUUAACUUUUAAAUAAUUUGACAUGUGACCAUUUAAAUUUUUUUUAUCGAAAAAGUUUUAACUAAAAACUGUUCCCUCUAAUUUGUUGAUCACUCUAACAAAAUUGAUGUAUAUUAUUUCUUAGUGUGAUCUUGUACAAGUUGUGUUUUUUGAAGGUUGUUAGUCUAUUGAUCUAGAUAACAAGACUCAAACAUAUUAUUAUUAUUUUUAAUAGUUUAAUACGUUAGUUAGGUAUUUUUAAAAAUCUUAUAUUAUUUUCUUAAUUUUUAAACAACUAAAAAAUUAUGAAAGUGUUUAAUCAGAAAUAUCAGAAUAAUUAUUUAAUUAAUGAUAUUAUUUACCUACUACUUUUUAAUUAAAAUCAUAUAAUUUUAAUUUAUAAAUUCAAAUUUAACCACUAAUAUAAUUUAAAGAUAUGUCUCAAAAAAUUUACAAAAUACUCUUAAUAUAUUGGUGUUAUUUAAUUUACAAAAAUAAAAUAUUUUGUUGACGUCCCUAGUAACAUUAACAUCAAAUAAUAAUCAAAACAUUUAUAUGACUGUUCAUUCAAUUUUUUUUAGUUUCCUAAUAUUUCAAAAUCUUAGUACUAUUUAAAAAGGUUUCUUUGAUUGUCAGAUAAUUAAUUUAUAAUAUGGGUACCUAGGUACUUUACAUAACAUUGCUCUUCUUUUUUUUCUGUGAUAAAUAUUAAAUGUUUACUUUCAAUAACUAAGCUGUAUUACUGUAAUACUAUAUAGUUACAGUACAAGGUCUUAUCAUUGAUUUUGGAAUUAUUAAUAUUAUAUAAAAUAGUAUAAUUAUAGUUAUAGUUAUGUAAAAAAUACAUAAAUCAAGAUAUGUGACUGUCUGUAAUAAUUGAAAAAAAUUGAACUGCCUACAUAGCAUAGGCUAUAGCAGCUACAGUUUACAAUUUAUAAAUUUAAAUAUACUAAUAAUUGGUGUAAUAUCUAUUUUUUGUACAAAGGUUAAUUUUUAAUAUAAAUUUUAUUUUUUUCAUAAAUUUA
This is a messenger RNA of Rhopalosiphum padi (bird cherry-oat aphid), 2090 nucleotides long. RefSeq names its product BTB/POZ domain-containing adapter for CUL3-mediated RhoA degradation protein 3-like. The coding region runs from base 146 to 1042 and encodes 298 amino acids. The transcript is spliced from 6 exons. Lineage: Eukaryota; Metazoa; Arthropoda; Insecta; Hemiptera; Aphididae. Gene Ontology annotation, molecular function: protein binding. The record is from RefSeq and is a predicted model, not a curated record. Gene Ontology annotation, biological process: protein homooligomerization.